AUGGCGCGAGCUCUUCGCAGUGGGGCCAACAUUCUAGGCAACCGCAUUGCAGGGAUCUUGCAGCCCUUCCGGGUCAUCGGUGAUGCGGAUUUAAAGGGCCCCGACAAGAAGGAUUGGGUCAUCCCUACGCCUGAGAUCCAUCAAAGCGAGUUACUCGUUGGUCGCAGCAUCUUAGUUAUCGCCAGCGAUGGCGUUUGGACGGUUCUCGACAAUGACUGUGUGAUGAAACUGGCAUUUAAGGAAAUCGGAGCUAACGGAUCUGCUAAAUCCGCUGCUGAAGCUAUCGUCGGUGAGGCAGUCAAAAAGGAUAGCGAAGAUGACAUCUCAGUCAUUGUGGUCUCGGUGUAG
Phytophthora infestans T30-4 is the source of this 348-nucleotide messenger RNA. RefSeq lists its product as uncharacterized. Gene Ontology annotation, molecular function: protein serine/threonine phosphatase activity. The record is from RefSeq and is a predicted model, not a curated record. Gene Ontology annotation, biological process: protein dephosphorylation. Lineage: Eukaryota; Oomycota; Peronosporomycetes; Peronosporales; Peronosporaceae. The transcript has a single exon. Bases 1 to 348 code for a protein of 115 amino acids.